Molecule: messenger RNA, 6354 nt
Organism: Strongylocentrotus purpuratus (purple sea urchin)
Lineage: Eukaryota; Metazoa; Echinodermata; Echinoidea; Camarodonta; Strongylocentrotidae
Product: creatine kinase, flagellar
Exons: 3
Coding region: 35-3628 (1197 amino acids)
Biological process (GO): phosphocreatine biosynthetic process
Molecular function (GO): creatine kinase activity
Source: RefSeq, a predicted model, not a curated record
CGAACGCGCGAUCCUCUCAUAGCCAAAUUUGUCCAUGAGAAUUGUAACCGCACACUCUCUUCUUUUGAAGGCAGCCAGCGCCCCUCGCCGCUCACCACCGUUCUCACUGCCCACCUGCUUAUCGACCAAAGCACGGAGUUUUAGCCCAUUUUCUUUCAGGCCCAAGAAAAAAGGAGGCAGUCUUCCCAGAUAUAUCCCUAGGAUCUGCGAUUCAGUUGGACAUAUCAAAAUGGCGCAACCAACAGGUGGUCAAGCUGCUGGCAGUGGCGGGAACCAUCCCAAUUAUCCUGACCUUAGCAAGCAUAAUAAUUAUUUGGCUGAGGGUAUGACGCCUGCCAUCUACAAGAAGCUUGCUGAUCUUCACACACUUUCUGGUUACUCCGUGGAUGAAUGCAUGCAAACUGGCGUGGACAAUCCAGGACAUCCUUUCAUCAAGACUGUCGGAUUGGUGGCUGGGGAUGAAGAGUCUUUCGAUCUCUUCCGUGACCUUUUCGAUCCGGUUAUUAGUAAGAGGCACAACGGCUAUCCCACCAACGCCAAGCACGUUACCGAUAUCAACCCAGACCAUCUUGUCGGGGGCGACGACUUGGAUCCAAAGUAUGUCCUGUCAUCUCGGGUUCGUACAGGUCGCAGCAUCAGAGGAUACGCCCUCCCUCCAUACUGCUCGAGGGCUGAACGACGAGACGUAGAGAAAAUUUGCAUAGACGCACUGGCAACUCUAGAUGGGCCACUCAAAGGCACAUACUUCCCACUGAAGGGCAUGACAACUGAACAGCAGGACAAACUAAUUGCAGAUCAUUUCCUAUUCGAUAAGCCUGUUUCUCCUUUGCUUAUGUCAGCUCGCAUGGCCCGUGAUUGGCCUGAUGCACGUGGGAUCUGGCACAAUGCCGAUAAGAACUUCCUGGUUUGGGUUAACGAGGAAGAUCAUACUCGGGUUAUUUCCAUGGAAACAGGUGGCAACAUGAAGAAUGUCUUUACCCGAUUCUGUAAUGGUCUCAACAAAGUCGAGAAUGCUCUCAAAUCGAAAGGGUAUGAAUUCAUGUGGAAUGAGCAUCUUGGGUAUGUGCUCACUUGUCCAUCCAAUCUUGGUACAGGCGUGCGUGCAGGAGUCCACGUCAAGAUUCCCCAUUUCAGCAGGCAUCCGGAUUUCCAAGCCGUUCUGACUCAUUAUCGACUCCAGAAGCGCGGCACAGGAGGCGUGGACACAGCAUCCACUGACGGCACAUUCGACAUCUCAAACGUAGAUCGUCUUGGCACUUCUGAAGUACAACAGGUUCAGACCGUGGUUGACGGUGUCAAGAAGCUUGUGGAGUUGGAAAAGGUCCUUGAGAGUGUCAGCCUAUUGAUACCACGAGACCCAGCGGUGGUUCAAGCAGAACGUACGAAAGAAGGAUAUCCAGACUUUUCCAAGCACAACAACCAUAUGGCCAACUGUCUGACAUACGACAUUUGGAAAAAUCUCAAGGACAAGAAGACGCCCAGUGGCUAUACUCUGGAUGGCUGCAUCGGAACAGGAGUCAUGAACCCUGGUCAUCCUCACAUCAUGACCGUCGGAAUGGUAGCCGGAGAUGAAGAAUCCUAUGACGUCUUCGCUGAUAUCUUUGACCCAGUCAUUGAUGCACGACACGGAGGUUACGCCAAAGAUGCAGUUCAUGUCACCAACUUGAAGUUUGCAGAUCUCAAAGGAGGAGAUAACUUGGAUCCCAAGUACGUAUUGUCUUCUCGUGUUCGCACAGGACGCAGCAUCCGCGGAUAUGGUCUCCCCCCGCACUGCACUGUGGAAGAGAGAGCUGCCGUAGAGAAAAUCACGAUCGGAGCACUUGCCAAAUUUGAUGGAGAGUUGAAGGGAAAAUACUACCCACUGGAAGGGAUGUCAGAAGAAAUGCAAACAAAGCUGAUAGAUGACCAUUUCCUCUUUGAUAAGCCUGUAUCUCCGCUUCUCACAGCUGCAAAAAUGCACCGCGAUUGGCCACAGGGAAGAGGAAUUUGGCAUAACGACAACAAGAACUUCUUGGUGUGGGUCAAUGAAGAAGAUCAUAUCCGUGUCAUCUCUAUGGAGAAGGGUGGGAACAUGCGAGGGGUCUUCAAGCGUUUCUGUGAAGGUUUGCAGAAGUUCGAGCAGACAGUCAAGAAGGAUGGUAAGGACAUUAUGUGGAACAAACAUCUGGGAUACGUACUUACCUGCCCAUCCAACUUGGGAACCGGUCUACGCGGUGGCGUCCAUGUGAAACUGCCUCUGCUGAGCAAGUAUCCGAGAUUCGAUCAGGUCCUGAGAGCCCUCCGACUUCAGAAGAGAGGUACAGGUGGAGUAGAUACUGCCUCAACUGAUGGAACCUUCGACAUCUCUAACCUAGAUCGUCUUGGUACUUCUGAAGUACAACAGGUUCAGACCGUGAUUGACGGCGUAGAGCUUCUCAUCAAAAUGGAGAAGAAACUCGAGAAGGGAGAGGACAUCUCUGAUCUGCUACCGCAGCAAUGCCGUCCUAAACCACCAAUAAAGCCUUUCAGUUCUGACUACCCCGAUUUCUCUCUGCACAACAACUGGAUGGCCAAGUGCAUGACCGAAGAAAUCUACAACAAGAUUUGCAACUUGAAGACAAAAGGUGGAGUCACCCUGAAUGACUGCAUUCAAACCGGCGUUGACAAUCCUGGACAUCCCUACAUCAUGACUGUUGGUUUGGUAGCUGGAGAUGAAGAGUGCUAUAAGGUCUUUGCCCCUCUCUUCGACCCGGUGAUAAGUAAACGACACGGUGGAUACGCUAUUGAUGCCAAACACCCUACCAACCUCAAUGCAGCAGAACUCAAAGGCGGAGAUGAUUUGGACCCCGACUUCGUUCUGUCCAGUCGUGUCCGCACUGGUCGUUGCAUCCGCGGCUUAGCUCUUCCCCCAUGUUGCACCAGAGCAGAGCGUGCUGCAGUUGAGAAAAUUACAGUAGAUGCAUUGGCUACCUUAGAUGGGCCAUUGAAAGGAAAGUACUACCCACUAACCGGUAUGACAGACGAAGAGCAAGAGAAGCUCAUCGAAGACCACUUCCUCUUUGACAAGCCUGUAUCCCCGCUUUUGCUUUGUGCCAAUAUGGCACGUGACUGGCCACAGGGUCGUGGUAUCUGGCAUAACGAUGAGAAGAAUUUCCUUGUCUGGGUCAACGAGGAAGAUCACACUCGAGUCAUCUCCAUGGAGAAGGGCGGAAACAUGAAGCGAGUGUUUGAGAGGUUCUGCGACGGUCUCAAAAAGGUCGAAGAUUCCAUCAAGUCCAAGGGUUACCAGUUCAUGUGGAAUGAGCAUCUUGGUUAUGUACUGACAUGUCCAUCCAAUCUAGGUACGGGACUGCGUGCAGGCGUCCAUGUCAAGGUUCCUUUGCUAAGUCAACAGAAAAUCUUCGACACUAUCCUUGAUCACAUGCGUCUGCAAAAGCGAGGAACAGGAGGUGUAGACACAGCCUCUACUGACGGCACCUUUGAUAUCUCCAACUCGGAUCGCAUCGGUUUCUCCGAAGUCCAUCUUGUCCAACAACUCGUAGACGGUGUCAAGCUCCUCGUCAACCUUGAAAAGGCUCUCAUGAAGGGAGAAGACAUCAACAGUCUCCUGCCAGAGAAACUACGGUCAGCACCAGCAGCAAAAAAGUAAAAACUAAGAUCAAUACCUUUACUGAACAAACUGGAAUUUGAAUCUCAAAUGUAGAAUAGUAACUGUUCUCUUGAAUAUUACCCAAUCAUACGUCGAGGAAAGUCGCUUUAAGCGGUUUCGAAAGGAGCAGAUUUAUUUGGGAAACUAAACUAUGUUUACAGAACGCCUACUUUUUGACAAACAAUACUUAGAUACCGUACUAUCACGUGCAAGAAAGUUAAACCAAAUAACAUUCAUAGUACAAAAAUGACCAAGAAUGGCAUUCAUUAUUUACGACAUUAGUUUUGUCAUCAAACCUCCUUAUUCAGAGCAGAUCUGGCUCUUCAGGAUUCUGUAAUAUUAUGCUACAACACAGGUGAAUUUGAGAUGAAAUUAGACGCCACUGAAUUGCUCUUUUGUCGAAGCUAAAGAAGAAUCGCAUUAUUCCGCUGACAUCGAACCUGCUGAAUUGCUCUCAUGGGCCGUUAAGUGGUAUCCAAAUGGCAGAUAGCGAUUUCAAUGCCUUACAUAUUCCUGGAAGAUGAAAGUGUUUAUCAAUUAAAAAAUCCAUGGUUCUUACCACUUUCAAGAAACUGUAAAUCGCGCGAAUGGUGAUAUCGCCGUAACACGUGCGGGAUCAGCAUUACUUUUAGUGGGCAUCAAUGGAGGUAAAAAUCGACAGAGGCAGAGGGCGUGUUUGAUGUUUCUAGUAUUGUCCAAAGUGCAUACUGAUACGCCAAAGCCUGGUCUUAGUCUCAUGAGAGUUCCAAUAUCGUUUGUAUAAAUCCAUGUACAAAUUAUACUAUACCAUUCUCCCAAAGGAAAAUUUGAAAUUGGUAAUUUGGGACCUGAAAAUUCCGCCGGUCCGGGAGACUGUUACAAACGGGGCAGGUCCAUGGUUGUAGUUGAUUAACUUUGAUGGUGGUACUGAAAGUUCAGUUCCAUCAAAUGCAAUUAAGAAAGGAAACGCACAAUUCAAGAUUUCUAAAAAACAGACGUAAAGGACUGAAUAAGUGAACCGAAACGAGGAAAAAGUAGGGAUUACUGAAGAAACAUGUAUUGUGAGGUGAUAAAUGCAAAUAAAUCCAUAUGCGUGUAAUUGGCGUGACAAUCAAUGAUAAAUCUUGUUUGCAAUAUUCUCCUGCUCAAAACUGAUGAGUUAUCGACAAAUAUUGAUGUGAUUGUAUUCUAAAGUCGUUAUUGACAAUUCAUUUUAAUUAAAGAGUGAAAUUGACGUGACUUUGCAAAACAUAUCUAGUUGUUUUUUCAUAUUUUUUUCACUUUCAUUUUUUCCUUUUAUUUCAUUUCCAAGAACAUGAAGGAGAUAUAACACUAACAAAGAUAUAAGAAAAGAAAGGUCAAUAAUAAAUACAAGAAAAAAAAAGAAGAAAAAAAAAAGAAAAAAAAGAUUAUUUGAAAAAAAAUAUGUUGAUAUUGUAUGUUGGGUAGCGUGCAAAUACGUUGUAAUACAUGUGAAUUAUAGAAAGUUAUAAUUAUUAGUAGUCGUGUACACUUGCUUAUGGACUCCUAAGUCAGCACAAGAAAAGUUGUUUUUGUUGUUGUACAUAAUGUAAUCGAUUGGAAAGAACUCAUUGACUGUGCAGAAGAUUAUGAUAUCUCAGAACUAUUUCCUGGUGAUCACUAUGUUUUUGAACAACAUGCUGAGCUAAAUUAGAAGGGAAAUGUUUUGAUUAGUAUUAAAUGGUUAUAUUUAAUUUUAUUAUUAUGAAUUUAAAAUUAUUUGACGUGUUGUUUUCUUUCUUGCCAACUUGACUUAAACUAAAGCAGAAUGUAUAGCAAUUCGACUUUUAUAUAGCUUUGAUGUUUUCUUUUUCGUGGGUACUUAUUUGUUAGGCUUAUGCGUUAUUUUUAUAUUCAAUCGUUUGUAGCAACAGAGAAAAAACAGAGUCUGCUUAUUGACUUAAAUUCAUUUUUAUUUGGUCUCCGUAUUCACCUCUGAAUGACUAUUACAAAGCAAGAAGAAGAUCUAGAUUUGGUUUUGUCACUCUGUGUCAUGAAAAGGAUCUAUAAACAGUUUAUUCUGUUUCAUUUUUAAAUCACUAGCGAUUUCGUUCAGUCACAAUUUGCUGUUUCACUUUGCUUGAGUCAUUUGCAUUUUCUUCAUCAUUCAUUUGUUGUUUUUAUUUUACUUCAUUAAAAUACUCGAACAUUUUUAAUGUAAAACGUAACAAAGAAAUUCAGGCCAAAACAUGAAAUCAACAUUUGCGAUCUGUUCUGGAGUUAAGAAGAAAUCUAAUCUACACGUAUGACAGUAUACAAAAAGGGGGUCGAUUAUCUCGAAAGUUUUCGCUUAUUUUCUGUGUCUGCACCACUAAUCAAUAAAUAUGUGAUCUUGAUUGAUUGGGUCUCAUACAGGGUAUCACAAUCAGUGUAUACACAUUGUUUCCAUUUUUGUGUGAUUUAGAUUAUGAUUUUAUUCUUAUGUUUGGUUUGACAAGGAAAUGCUUCCAUUUACGCUUAAACUUUGAUGUUGUUUAUUUUGCGUAAGAGGGGUUGCAGCGUUAAACACACUCUGCACAAUCUGCUAUCCACGGAAAUUGUGAUCAAGAUUUGGUGUUGAUGCAAAAGCUUAAAGGGAAAUUUAUUUUACUCUGAUGAAAGAGUGUCAAUAGCUCCCUCUGGUGAUGAUUGCUCGUCGAUGCCCGAGUUGAAAGCUAGAGUUCGAGUCAAAUGAAAUAUCUGUUAGUAAAUCAGAUCUAAAUAAAAAAAGAAAUUAUGCAACCCCA